Messenger RNA from Aspergillus ruber CBS 135680, 882 nucleotides. RefSeq names its product transcription factor TFIIE subunit TFA2. Gene Ontology annotation, cellular component: transcription factor TFIIE complex. Lineage: Eukaryota; Fungi; Ascomycota; Eurotiomycetes; Eurotiales; Aspergillaceae. Gene Ontology annotation, biological process: transcription initiation at RNA polymerase II promoter. The transcript has a single exon. The coding region runs from base 1 to 882 and encodes 293 amino acids. The record is from RefSeq and is a predicted model, not a curated record.
AUGUCGCACCUUCAACAGCAGCUCAAGAGCUUCAACGCCGGUGUCAUGGACUAUGCGCAGAAGAUGCCGCAGCAGCGACGCUUCAUCCACAACGGCAACUCCACAAACACGUCGCAAGCACCGUCCUCAGCAGCAUCGAUACCCACACCCAGCAUCGACCCGAAGCGUAAAAGGCACGAUGUGGACAUCGUCUACUCGCAACCCGCCAACACCGGCACGGGUAAAGAUAUCAUGACGCAGGUGUUUUUCGCCAUCGAGCACAUGAAGAAUAAAGGCAUCCCGCUCAAGUUCUCGGACAUCGUCUCAUAUCUCUCCCUCCAAAACCGUGCGCAUGAUGAGGGUUAUAUUCAAGCGCUGCGGAGUAUUCUGCAGGUGCAUGAAAAGGUGGAAUUUGACCCGAGUGGUGCGAAUGGGGAGGGCACGUUUGCCUUCCGCCCACCGCACAAUAUUCGCUCCGGUGAACAGCUUCUGCAGAAACUGCAGGCGCAAACUACGGGUGCGGGAAUGAGUGUCCGGGAACUACGCGAGGGUUGGCCGCAGGUGGAAGAGGCGAUCAACAAGCUGGAGAAGGAAGGGAAACUUCUUGUGACACGGAAUAAGAAAGACGACCAUGCUAAGAUGGUUUGGGCAAAUGACCCUUCGCUUAUCAUUCAUUUUGAUGACGAGUUCCGUCAAAUCUGGGAAAAGAUUCGGAUUCCGGAUCAGCAGACUGUCAAGGAGGAAUUGGAAAAGGCCGGUAUCACGCCGACAAGCAAAAACAAGGUCGUCAAUGCACGGCCAAAGAUCGAGCAUAAGAAGGUCAAGAAGCCCCGUCGUAGUGGAAAGACGACCAAUACCCACAUGAUGGGUAUCUUAAGAGAUUACUCUCAUCUUAAGCGUUAA